Molecule: messenger RNA, 5299 nt
Organism: Chara braunii
Lineage: Eukaryota; Viridiplantae; Streptophyta; Charophyceae; Charales; Characeae
Source: the annotation of a GenBank genome assembly
CCGCGCGGGAGAGAGAGAGAGAGAGAGAGAGAGAGAGAGAGAGAGAGAGAGAGAGAGAGAGAGAGAGAGAGAGAGAAUGACUUCCGUCGGUCAGUGUAAGCCGCAGAUGGGAGGAAACGGAAGAUCCCGUGAGGCGGAUCCUUCGAAAGUGCGCCGAGAUGGUAGGUUGGACUCGUUUUACGAGACUAUUGACGCUCCGAAGUGGGUCGAUUUGUCCUCCUGCGAGGAGGAGGCGGAGGAUGUGGAGACAUGGUGGGAUAGUCAUGAAAAAUCUGCUCGCGUGGAGAAUGCCAAUGAAGAUGACGAUGACACUGCUGGGGAGGGGGUGAAGAAGCUGUCGUAUGGCGUGUACGACAUUCAGCUCGUGGAGAAGGCUACGAUUACCGCUUCAUCUGUGAGCGGAAAGUCAACAACUGCGGGGCAAAAGGAUGGUCACGUCGUGAAGCACGGAACAGCAGUGGCGUCAUUAGUAUCAACGUCAUCCUCCUCCUCCCGCACUUCAGCCACCUCCUCUUCAUGUCGCACGCCGUUCUCGCCUUCCACAGCAAACACGAGACUCUCCUACAAUCCUCCUCCUCCUCCUCCGAAGUCGCCCGCAGAGCGCGUUGCGUCUCCAAGUAUCAAGUCAUCGAUAUGCAAGCCUCUCUUUACCUCCCAGACAUCUCAUCAGCAAUCGCCGAAGCCAUCAGUAUCCUGCAUGUCGUCAUCGCCUCUACCGUCCACGUCUUCAUCGGCGCUGCAGUUGAGCCAGAAGAGCGUAGGAGGCAUGCUAAGCAUAGUCGGCGCCAGCGUGGGGAGCAAUGUCGCGGGCACGGCAGUUCGCAAGGAGAGCCGCCCAGUGGGGGGAGCAAUGUCCCGUCUAGGGGGAAGCCCGAGUGCCGCGGCCACAGGGACAGCGCCAAAUGCUUCAUCCUUUGCGCCGCCGGCGGCGUCGGAGCGCGGACGCCCUGCUGCUUCCGCCGCAAUCGCCGCGGCUUCCGCAGCCGCAUCCGCUCAGUCACCUGCGGAGGCGGGGCAAACUGGCGCGUCGCCUGGUGUUCAUCGCUUGCCAGUAUGCGGAAGCAAGCCGCCGACUCCGCCGUCGAUGGGGACUAUGGCGGGGGAGAGUGCGGGGGCGACGGGUAGCGGCGCUCAAGUUGCCCCCGUUGCGCCUGCGCUGCCGGCAUCUUCCCCGGGCAGAUCAACCGAAAUUGGACGUGGUAGCGGCGCUCAAGCUGCCACCGUCGCGCCUGCGCUGCCGGCAUCUUCCCCAGGCCAGCGCAUGAUUGGCAAUGCGCGCCAAAACUCGCCUAGCACGGCGGUGACGGCGGGGUUGGCGACGUCUCAGACCCCGGCGGCGUCGCCCACUGCGCAGGGAAGAUCGGGUUCAACCGCUGCUCGACCGGCGAGUGCCGCCGUGCAAUCGUCUUGCUCCACGUCCUCGUCUCCGCUCUCGUCUCCGCUUCUUUGCCCGUCCCUCCCCCUUUCCUUCUCCGUCAUGCUCAAUCCUUUGUUUGAUUCUCUUGUCGACGGACUAGAUCCUUCCGGAAGACCUAGUUCUACUCCCCUCCGUCCGCCCCCUGUCCCCAUGAACACGGCCUUCGAUGAGCGAGGAGGUCGGCAGCUUCAGCCGUCACCCGUAAUACUUCCACAUCAUCAGGCAAAUGCGAUGCGAGCCAGUCCGUCCUCUUCGCAGCCUCCGUCGCAGAAGGAAGUACUCUCAACGAGUCCAACGGUCGUUCGCCUGGACUCAGGCGCUGCUGUUUCCUCUGGCACUCGUUCCCCCGGAUCGUCCCCGUUCUCUUCCGCGAGAGUGGUCCCCUCCCGAGCACUCGAGUCAUCGUCCGUAGUUUCGCUGACAUCUCUUCAGGAUGUCGUCAACAAGUCGCCGCCAUUGUUAAUACCGAAGCCGACAUCUCUCCUCCCGGCCUCUCCUUGCUCGUCCUUGGCCUCCUCUCUUGAAGGCGCUGACAUAACAGUGAACCAGGCAUCAUCAACGGCACUCGAUUUCGAGGCGGGGCAAGCCACGUCGGCGUCAGCAGCCAGCCUUGGAGACGACGAAGGACGAGAGGGCCGUUUUCUGGCAUCUCGAUGUCCUCCUGCUGCUGCUAAUCGGACUGAAGCAACAACAGGGACAGCCGGGCAAUCCCUCGCCGCGCAUUCCUUAGCUGCUGCUGCAUCCGAGAAGCUGCUGCUCUCUGUUGCGUCUAGCGUCUCGGACCCGAGGACCGAUGCGGCAUAUGCUGGCGUCCCCGCGAAUGCGGCAAAAGCACUCUCUCCUCUUCUUUCUGCGGCGAAGACCGUGGCAAAUGGUGCUGGGGCCUCUCCUCUCUCAGGGCCUGAGAGGACUGCCGCCCUUGCCAGGGCUGCGGCUACCGCUGCCCCAGCCUUGGCCACUGCUAUCAUAGCGAGUGCAUCACGAGCCUCGCUCCAAUCAUCUCCUGCUGCUGCUGCUGCUGCUGCUCCAGCCGCGACUGCUUUGCCGGCCGGCCUUGAUGUCGCCGUCCGUAAUGAUCGUCCUGUCCUUGUCACCCCACCCUCAGAAUUUCCACAUGUCCAUACCCCUUCCACUUCCCCCCCCCCGAGUGCAACUGCUUCUGCCCGUCAUUCUCUUUGCCAGACGAACCUGCCGUGUACGACAUCGAAUGCGCCGCCGCCGGCGAAGUCGCUCGCCGGUCGUGACGGGCUGCAUCACCUGCACGGGGUGCACUGCAGUCGUCAACUUGCAGGCACUCCUUCAGCAGUCACCGUACUCGGGGGGCGAACCAUGCCUUCCCAGCUGUCCCCCCCCGGCCUUGCGCCUGUGAUGGAGGCGCUGGCAUCAAUGACGAUGUCGCCGUCCUCCUCGGGGGGCAACUCCUCGGGGAGUUCCCCGGAGACGGUCAAGCGGCAACGCAUAAGCAUCACCAUGCCGCCUUCUAGAGGGGCGAAGAGGUGCUUAGGUCAGUCCUUCUGCGCGCUGCCCACGGCUCCAGCCAACUGUUCAACUGCUGUCACUUCUUCCGCUCAUGCCUUUCCUGCAUUCCACCAUGGGCCGGGAGCCGUCGCCUCCACUGUCGGGUAUCCGAUGUACAUGGGAGUCCCUCAUCCACCUCCUAAUGCGCAGCAGUACUUAGCCUCUUCAGUAGAAGGCACUGCUAUUGCUACCACCAUGGGCUCGUUUACCUGCAAUCCGUCCACCACCGCAGUGUCGGCGGCAUGCGUUCCCUCAGGAGGUGGGGGUCCAUUUGCUGCAGGACCACCCCCUAGUCAGCUUCCAUUGCUGCCUGGCGGCGGCGGCGGCCACGUGGUCGCCACGUCAUCGUCCGACUCCUCAGCUCCUGGAGGCGCGGGUACAGCAAUCCACCACCACCUCCCCCCAUUCUUCAAGAACUCUCCUUUUGAUCUAAAUCUCCCUUGUUGGUGGGGACCGUCGUCUACCACCUCGCGAUCAAUGGCGGGGCAUCUCUCAUCUGGCAGCACUCUAGAAGCCUCUACAGUUGUGGAAAAUGCGGCCUAUUUGAAUGCUGCCCACUCAGAUCUAAAUACGAUUGUCAAAUCUGUGGAUGGUAGCCACGGUCCUCCAUUUCCCGCAUGGCUGUCGGGCACCUCUGCAGGCCUUUCUCAGCAGCAGCAGCAGCAGCAGCAGCAGCAGUCGAUUGCUUGUGCAUCUCCACACCGGCUGCGAGCGUCUGAAAAUGCGGACGUGUGCGCAUCGUUGGGCAAGUCCGGCACUACGUCGCCAUCUGGCAAAAGCAGUUUUGGAGGAGGAAAGUGCAACUGCCACCACCACGCGAAUUCCUUAUCGGCUUCGCCCUCCUCGUUGUCGCGGUCCUUGUGCUUGUCAACGGUCAGGUCUCCGGGGAGUGAGGGUGUAAUGAGGAAGAGAUGGGGGGCGGUCGGUACCGCGAUCAGCGGUCGUGGUGGUGGGUUGAAUCCAUCCUCCUCCUCGACGCGUGUUGCUGGCAAAAUGCCAGAGAACUGCGGACAGUGCGAAAACUGCAGCGCCAGCCAGAGCAGGUGUGUUGUUGCCCGUAUUCCUUGCUCCUCCAGAUCUCUCAUCCCCGGCCGUGAAAGAGUUGGCGGCGGUGGCGUCGCGGGCGGACGCAGCAGCAGCAGCGGCGGCUCUUCUCGGCUCAAUAUGCGCACCAGCAGCAGCGGUGGGAACAUCAGGAGCAGCGCAAACAAUGGCCGAUGUGCCGUGCAUGACAGCUGUUCCGAUGCUCUCUUCAGGAGUGGGGAUGGGGUUGGGAGUAUCAACACGAGUAACUGCUCUUCGAGGUUGAAUAAUUUGCGCCGCAACGCUGGCAGCGGCAAUAAGAGUGGGGGUGUCAAGAAUGAAUGCGGAUGCGGAAGGUGCCGGCGGGAAAGGACAGCGACAACAACGGUAUGGUCGUCCACCAUGCGGUCGACGACCACUUGGGGUUCAUCACCUACCGGUCGGUUGUCCAAUCAAACUUCAUCGUCAGUGUGUGCGGCGGCAAGCAGGAGUUGCAGACAUAUAAGGCACGUGGCAUCGGGUGCCACCCAGAAUGGCAUGGAGGCCAUGAUGAUGUCAUCUGGGUCAUCUGCUAGACAGAGCUGCCGACUCUCUCGUCAUCAGCAUACCGCUGUUUCUCCCAGAAGCUACCACCGGAGGAAGUCGAUCGUGCCCAUUUCGCAGACGGCUGUCAGGCAGAUGGUUGUUAGAGCGCAGGAAUCAGGCAGCAAGAUGAUAGUACCUAUCGCUGCAAAGAAUAGAGGAGGAGGAGGAGGAGGAGGAGGAGGCGUUUGCAAUGCCUUGGCAGAAAAGAGAGGUAAUCACGUUCUGGUGGACAGAGCAGCACAGCCGGAAGCGGCGGGGGAAAAGGUUGUUGUUGCGUACGUCAACAUCAAUUUGAAGGGGAUUGCGGGGAGCGGUGGAAGGCGGAAGAAAGGCGGCCUCAGGUUGAGGCUAGGAACGUCUCUUUUGCAACAGGGUUUGGCAACCAGGUUCAGUCGAAGGAAGAGCAUGCUGCUGCUGCGCCGCAGAAAGAAGCGAGAAGAGGGGAUGGUGGCCACUGGUAGUAGAAGCAGCUCAACCGAAGGCAAGGACGAAGAGAGCAUCGAGGUUGAGGAGGAGAGAGCAACCGACGACGAUGAAUGUGAAAGGGAAGAUCAACCUGCUGCAGCGAUGAAGGACAACUACACACGGCUUGAUCGACUGGCACAGAUAGAUCCUGAAGCGGCUGCACUUCUCAGAGGGGUCCUGCAGUCCAGUCUUGGCAGGGACGUUCGGCUGGCUUGAGUAAGAUGAUGGAUAGAUGAUUUUGGGUGAUCUGUGUGUGGCCCAUGUGCGCGAUUAGACACGUGUAUGAAACCG